Cajanus cajan (pigeon pea) is the source of this 1190-nucleotide messenger RNA. RefSeq names its product HAUS augmin-like complex subunit (gene AUG1). NCBI's taxonomy places the organism in Eukaryota, Viridiplantae, Streptophyta, Magnoliopsida, Fabales, Fabaceae. Gene Ontology annotation, cellular component: HAUS complex; cytosol. The record is from RefSeq and is a predicted model, not a curated record. Gene Ontology annotation, biological process: spindle assembly.
GCGGAAUCCGUCCGUCACAAACGACGAAAGUAGAAACCACUCUUCUCCAGUUCUCCUCCUCAUCGCGAGACUGUGGAGGCAAUAAUGGGCGAGAAAGAGGCUAUGUCGGAGGUGAAGGAGUGGCUGGCGAAGACCUUCGAAGCCGCCGGAAAAAGCGUUCCGGAGUUCGAGUACACGCCGCGCAGCGUCUCGCAUUUGCACCAUCUCAUCACUCUCUCCAAAGCCAAGGACGAGGCCGCGCGCCUCGUCGCUCGCGAUUUUCGCAUCAAGGCCUCCGAGUACCGAUCCCAAGCUGCAAGGAUUAGGGAGAUUUUGGAGAAUGUGGGAUUGGCGCAGGAGAGCUUGCCCUCCAAUGUGGUUGCAUCAGCACAAGUUCUUGCCAAUGUGGCUAACUUGUUGAAUAUAAGAGAUACUGAAAUGAGUAGCUUUCUCGUAGCAAUGGGUGAUAUUUCCCUGAGGAAGACUGGAGUGGAGGAAAAAAGGGCUGAAGUGAACAAGGAAUCCAAGCGUCUACUUGAUUACACCAGAAAGGCCAUAGCCAGGCUAACAUAUUUAAAAAGAACACUUGCCCAGUUAGAAGACGAGGUAGCUCCAUGUGAGGCUCAGAUGGAAAGUUGAAAAACGAACUUGAAAGUAAUGGCGUUAAAAGAGAACCAGUACUUGCAACAAUGUGCCAACUACAAGGCGGUGCUGAAUCGUGCAGGUUAUACCCCAGAGGUUAGCCAUAGGGUUUUAGUUGAAAUGGCAGAGCAUAGAAAGGAGCUGGAGAAGAAAACUAAGCCCAUCCUUGAUACUCUAAGGAGUUACCAAGAUUUGCCUCCGGAUAAAGCUUUGGCUGCCUUAGCAAUUGAGGAUAAGAAAAGGCAAUAUGCUGAUGCUGAGAAGUAUCUUGAAGAUGUAUUGCAAUCAGCCCUUGCUAGUUCUUAGUAAUUUAGUACUAUAAUUUUUACAGCCUUUUUCUUUGUUGUAAAUUUGCUUGCUUUCAUGAUUGUUUUUCAACCUUACUAAAGAUGUACAAGUGUGAUACUUAAGUUGGCUUUGCUAGGACGGGAAUCAGAUCAGGUGCAGUUGUAUUUUAAAUUGGAACAUGAUGGAAUCAUCAUCCAAUAGCUCAGGGAACAUUGUGGCAUGUAAUUCUUUCAUAUUUUAUCUUCAAUUGUGAUAAUUACGAAUCAUGAUAUUACCAAUCA